AUGAGUCCGCACGUUGGCCUAGUUGUUGAGGGUACAGCUCAUGUGAAAGGCAAGGCUUGCGGCACACUCAUCGCAAGUGACUUAGAGCUCAGCUUCUGGGGUGGAGUCAAUCCUCAGACAGGAGAGAUUAUUGACCGUCAUCACGAUUUGAGUGGCUACCAUCUCCAGGAUACUGUCCUUGCUAUCCCCAGUGGUCGUGGUUCAUGCUCUGGAAGUGGUGUCAUGUUGGAACUUCUCCUGAACAAGAAAGGACCAAGAGCAAUCCUUUUUGAAAGACAGGAGGAUAUUCUCACUCUCGGGGUGUUGGUCUCGGAGGAGAUUUUUGGGAAGACCAUACCGGUUGUCGUAUUGAAACCGAAGGAUUUUCGGGCAAUGUUGAGAAUGAAAGGGAAUGCUAUCUACGUCGACUCCCACCGCGUUUCCGAUAGAGUCUUCAGUGACACACGAACAGAGCUCCAAAAAGAGCCAAACGGAGGCUCUUUUGCUGAGGAUGUGCAGCUCUCGAAUUUCGACAAAGAACUGCUUCAAGGACUCCACGGGGAGGCCUCUCGUAUCGCAAUUCGGAUUGUUUUGCGGAUGGCAGGCCUCCUAGGAGCCCACGAACUGAUGAAUGUGACUCAAGUUCAUGUGGAUGGCUGUGUUUAUACAGGCUCCGGGUCUCUUCAGUUUGCAGAGAAGCUCCGGGACUGGGGAGGGAAGGUCCGAGUUCCUACCACGCUCAAUUCCAUCUCGAUCGAUCAAGAGCGAUGGCGUGAUCAAGGUGUCGAUUCUUCAUUUGGGGAAGCGGCCGCAAAAUUAGCGAAGGCAUACACCGACAUGGGCUCUAAGCCAACCUUUACCUGCGCGCCAUAUCAGCUGCAAUCAGCACCAAGAAAAGGGGAGCAAGUCGCUUGGGCAGAAUCUAAUGCAGUUGUCUAUGCCAAUAGCGUACUUGGGGCUAGGACCAUGAAGUAUCCCGAUUAUCUGGAUAUAUGCAUUGCCCUUACUGGGCGCGCUCCUAAGGCAGGACCGCAUGUUGACAUCAACAGAAUGGCGUCACUCAUCGUGACAGUUGAUCUCCAGGAUGUGGAGGGUAUUGACGAUUCCUUUUUCCCUAUAUUGGGAUACCACGUCGGAAGCAUUGCUGCAAAUCGCAUUCCCGUGGUUAUUGGACUACAGAAUUUGGCGCCAUCCAAAGAUGAUUUGAAAGCCUUUGGGGCUGCGUUUGCAACCGUUUCUAGCGCGCCCAUGUUUCAUAUGCUGGGUGUCACCCCCGAGGCAGCCUUGCUCAGCAAUAUCAUGGACGAAACACACCAGGUGCCGUCCGUCGCCGUUAGAAUGGAAGAUCUGAUUGAGCCCUGGCAGAAGCUCAACAGUGCACAUGAGCAUCAGUCCAUCGAUCUCGUCUCCCUGGGGAACCCGCAUUUCUCAAUAAAAGAAAUCAAGACAUUGGCUCUCCUUUGUGAAGGCCUUGCUAAAUCACAAGAUGUUUCCAUCGUGGUGACAUGUGGGCGGUCUUCCUAUAGCUUAGCCAGCCAAGCGGGUUGGGUUGAACAAUUGGAGAACUUUGGCGUCGAAUUCAUUACAGACACUUGCUGGUGUAUGAUCACGAAACCAACGAUCCUGACAACUGAGAAUGCCAUCAUGACUAAUUCUGGGAAAUAUGCUCAUUAUGGACCUGGUCUGACAGGACGAAAGUUUUUCUUUGGAAGUCUCAUGCAAUGUGUCGAAGCGGCAUGUCGAGGCACCUAUGCAAAAGAAAUGCCACAAUGGCUGCUCAAUACCAGUGGACGAUGA
Messenger RNA from Penicillium roqueforti, 1776 nucleotides. RefSeq lists its product as uncharacterized. The transcript has a single exon. NCBI's taxonomy places the organism in Eukaryota, Fungi, Ascomycota, Eurotiomycetes, Eurotiales, Aspergillaceae. The coding region runs from base 1 to 1776 and encodes 591 amino acids. The record is from RefSeq and is a predicted model, not a curated record.